AUGACGGAAAGAGAUGCAAAAGUGAGAUGCAUAGACAGCGAGCGAGAAGCUCUUCUUAGCUUCAAGAAGGAUAUCAUUGAUGAGAAUGAAAUUCUCUUGUCGUGGCAAAGCAACGAAUGCUGCGAAUGGCAUGGUGUUGAGUGCAGCGACACCGGUCAUGUCAUCGCCCUCCGAAUCUGCAAUGUGGCAUUUGGAGGUAAGAUUGGCUCGUCAUUACUUGCGUUGCAGCAGCUAAAUACCCUUUCCCUUGGUGGCAAUAAUUUCAGUGGAUUUCCAAUCCCGGAAUUCAUUGGUUCCAUGAAACAAUUACAACACUUGCAGCUUAGCUCGUCUAACUUUGGUGGAAUUGUUCCUCCUCAGUUAGGGAACCUUACCAACCUGCGCUCACUUGAUCUCUCGUUUAACUCUCUGUCUUCUAUAUCUCUUUUUCCGAAUGGUUCAGUAUGGGAAUCAAUCGAAUCAUUGGACUUGUCUUAUAAUAAUCUCACGGGAUCAAUCCCAGACCUGAGAGCAUUUCCUUCAUUGACAGAACUUGUACUUUCAAAAAAUAACUUUACAGGCUCCAUUCCUGUAAGCAUUGGCCAACUCUCCCAACUUCGAUAUCUCGACCUUUCAUCCAAUUCUUUCGAAGGUUUAGUCUCGGAAUCCCACUUCUCAAAGCUUCAUAAAUUAGAGUCACUAGAUUUAUCCUUCAAUCCAUUAUUGAUCUUGGAUAUUGCACCCGAUUGGAUUCCUCCUUUUCAGUUGAGUGCUAUAAAAUUAGUCGGGUGCAAUGUGGGCCCGUAUUUUCCAAAUUGGAUUCGAACUCAGAUAAAUUUGUCGCUCAUUGAUCUCAGUGGUGCCAAUAUAACAGAUGAAGCCCCUAAGUGGUUGUGGAGCGUGUCUCCUUCUUCGUUAAAGUCCUAUACCAUUAUUCCUGCCAACGUUUCCGAGAUUCGGUUGAGUGGAAACAUGUUCUCCGGGUCAAUUUCAUCUAUCUGCAAAAUUCGCCACGAUGAGGUUAAAAACAUUGACCUAUCCAACAAUCAACUGGUCGGAGAGGUUCCUAACUGCUGGGAGAAAAUGGUGGACCUGUUGUCCCUCAAUUUGGCUAACAACAGUUUUUCGGGUGAAAUUCCUCAAUCUUUGGGAGUGUUAUACAACCUCGCUGCACUACAAAUGCAUGGUAAUAAUUUAUCCGGUGAGUUGCCUUACGAUUUGAGACAUUGUCAAGAAUUGAAAAUCAUUGAUGUUGGGGAGAACAAGUUAACAGGAGAGAUCCCCGCUUGGAUUGGCCAGCUGGAUCAAAUGCAAAUUCUAAAACUUCGUGGAAAUAAAUUGCAUGGCAGUAUUCCUCAGGAGAUAUGCGAUCUUACUAGUAUUCAAAUUCUAGAUUUGUCGAUAAACAAUCUGUCUUGGAUAAUACCCGAUAGCUUCUACAGUUUUUGUAACAUCCCGGAUUUUAAAACCCUAAUCUUCGAACCCUAG
This is a messenger RNA of Salvia hispanica, 1467 nucleotides long. The record is from RefSeq and is a predicted model, not a curated record. NCBI's taxonomy places the organism in Eukaryota, Viridiplantae, Streptophyta, Magnoliopsida, Lamiales, Lamiaceae.